Molecule: messenger RNA, 2162 nt
Organism: Impatiens glandulifera
Lineage: Eukaryota; Viridiplantae; Streptophyta; Magnoliopsida; Ericales; Balsaminaceae
Product: pentatricopeptide repeat-containing protein At1g43980, mitochondrial
Exons: 1
Coding region: 154-2088 (644 amino acids)
Biological process (GO): RNA modification
Molecular function (GO): RNA binding; protein binding
Source: RefSeq, a predicted model, not a curated record
AUCAUAUUAGUAGUCAACUUAAGUCUCUUGAGCUUAUAGUAUUCCAUUUUUAUAACAUAAUUUAUUUGAAAAAGUUUGUCAAAUUCUCUCUUCAGUUGAGUUGACGGACGGAUACUUGCAUGGGAAAUACUUGUCCUUUCACUGUCAUUUUGUAUGUUUGUAUUCCCUUACAGAGCUCAUGGAUUUCAUACGAGAUCACUCUCCUUCUACUCCAAUCUCAUACACCGUUCUCUUUCACUCAAAUCAUUCAAAUUAGCCAAAUUCCUCCAUGCCCAGUUGAUCAAAGUCGGUUUUAAUCGCCACACGUUUCUGGGUAAUCGCUGCACUGAUCUUUAUUCCAAUCUCGGUGCACUUAAUGAUUCUCUACAGGCUUUUGAUGAAAUACGGGACAAGAAUAUCGUAUCUUGGAAUAUUUGCUUGAAGGCUUUGGUCAAACAUGGCUACCUUGAUCGUGCAUGCCUCCUGUUCGACAAAAUGUCUGAAAGAGAUGUUGUAAGCUGGAAUACUGUUAUUUCGGGAUAUGCUUCUAGAGGGUAUUCUGAUUAUGUAUUUGUACUAUUAAGGAAAAUGCGUUAUGACGGAUGUUGGCCGGAUGGAUUUACUUACUCAAUUCUGAUGUCUGCUUCUAGUUGGACGUCUUUCAGUGCGAAACAGAUACACGCGAGUAUGAUUAGGAAUGAGAUUGAUGUGUCUCAACUGAUAGUUGGAAAUUCAUUGAUUGAUAUGUAUGGAAAAGUUGGGCUUUUAGAUUAUGCGCUUUCUGUCAUUGCGGCCAUGAAGAUUAUCGACUUGGUGUCCUGGAACAGUUUGAUUUAUGGAUGCUGGAAUUCUGGUUAUGGAGAAUUGGCUUUUGAUCAGUUCUUUUCAAUGAUGGAUUUUGGUUAUUCACCUGAUGCCUAUACCUUAUCAAUGAUGGCUCAUAUCUGCAAUGGAUUGCGAGAUUUGGAAAAAGGUAAGAAAUUCUUUGCUUUCUGCAUCAAGUUGGGUCUGCUUUCAAACGCCAUUGUUUCAAGUGCCGUUAUUUACUUAUUCUCAAAAUGUAACAGAUUUGAUGAUUCGAUUCAUCUGUUUACAGACAUUAACACUUUGGACAAAAACCCUAUUGUUUCCCAUUCCAUAAUUUCAAGCUACUGCAGGCAUGGAUUUGGUGAGAAUGCCUGGCAAAUCUUUGUCAUGAAUUUGAGAGACAAUGUAAUGCCAUCAGAGUUUACAUUGAGUACCCUUUUGAGUUUAUCUCCAACCUUAAAUAUGUCAUCAAAUCACUGGAUUCAAAUCCAUUCCUUAGUUUUUAAAUUAGGUAUGGAAAACGAUUCCGUUGUUUCAACUUCGCUGGUUGAGAUGUAUUCUAAUCUUGGAUUAAUCGAUGAUGCCAAGAGACUCUUCGAGAAUAUAGCUGUCAAGGAUUUGAUUUGUUGGAACAUUAUGGUAUCGGGUUUGGCUUGUAACGGGAGAGUAACCGAAGCUUUGGAGACAUUCAGAGUCAUGAUUAAUACAGGUUUAUCGCCAGAUCAUAUAACUCUAGCCGGAGUUCUAUUAGCUUGCAGACACGGAGGAUUAUGCAACGAAGGGAUGGCAAUAUUUUCUUGCAUGGAAAAGGAAUUCGGAGUUUCACGUAGAGAGGAACAUUAUGUUUCUAUGGUGGAAAUAAUGUGUCGAGCUGGAAAGUACAAAACCGCAUUGGAAAUCGCAGAAGCAAUCCCAUAUGAGCCAACUCCUUCAAUAUGGGAACCAAUACUUGUUGCUUGUUGGGCUAACUUUGACUUGAGAAUAGCUGAAAGAGCAGCUGAGAGGAUGAUGAAGUAUGAACCGCAUUCGGCUCUGCCUUACUUGGUCUUGGCUCGGAUUUACGAGAGAAGGUGUAGAUGGGAAAACGUGAUACAGGUUAGGAAAGAUAUGAAAAGGAUGAGCAGAAAGUUGAUAAUUGGGUGCAGUUGGAUUGGGGUUAGAAAUCAUGUUGUUGAUUUCAGGGAAGAUGAUUCAUUUGUUUUGGAAAACAAAGAUGUGUAUUCCAUACUGAAGUUUCUGGCUUGGGGGACUUCAGAGGUUGAAGAUGGAUUAUCAUCAGUCUAUGAAAGUACCCAUCUUUGAAAUGGAUAUGAUUGCUUGUUUGUUCAUGACAUUAUUUCUUAUCAAUCUAUUUUAAAGAUUUUUUUUUUUGCAUA